GUUACGGACACCACCAGUGCGGCACACCAGUAAUGGUACAUCGCGAUCCGUUAGAGGGGUUAUAAGGGCAUUAUAGACACUUGGUAUUGUUUAUUGGCAUGAGGGGUAUGCAUUGCCGUCAGAUAGGCUUCCACCAAGGGCUAGAUAAGUGUUGGAUUCAACUACACCAGCCAAUCGGACGAUCGGGUGUCGCGAGUCACGAAGGUCUAGCUUAACAAGUAUAGAACUAACAGUGAGACAUACCCUUUCCCCGCAGUUGAUAGAUAUCUAGCAGCUGCUUGGUUCUCCCGCAGUAGGUUAGCGCCUGAUGCUCUAUUUAAAGGCGUCUCUUGCAAUCAUAUAAAGGCUACUUGCAACCCAUACUACUCUUCCCUCUUUAACAAAAGAGCAUCAAUUCCAAAAGCAUCCGACCUCCAGGCAGCACUCUCUAUUUUAUACUUUGAACAGAGUUCACUAGAUUAACAAUGGCAGCACCACGUAUGACUCCAGACCUUCCCACCGAGCAAUGGGCUCAGGUAGUCGAGGAAACGGGCAAGCCUGUUGUCUAUAAGAAGAUCCCUGUUCGACAACCCGGCCCAGAUGAGGUCCUCAUCAACAUCAAAUAUUCGGGUGUCUGUCACACUGAUCUUCACGCGGUCAACGGCGAUUGGCCAAUACCUACCAAACUUCCUCUGGUCGGUGGACACGAAGGUGCUGGUGUCGUUGUUGGCCUUGGGUCUCUAGUUGAGGAUAUUAAGCUUGGUGACUAUGCUGGCGUAAAGUGGAUCAACGGCACCUGCCUGCAAUGCUCCUUUUGCCAACAAGCAGACGAGCCGCUCUGCUCGAAGGCUCUACUUUCCGGUUAUACAGUGGACGGAACUUUCCAAGAAUACUGCAUCGCAAAAGCAGCGCACGUUGCCCGCAUCCCUAAGGAAUGCAAUCUCGAGGCCAUUGCACCCGUUCUCUGUGCUGGUAUCACCGUUUACAAAGGAUUGAAGGAAUCAAACGCACGGCCAGGUCAGACGGUUGCAAUUGUAGGUGCUGGGGGCGGGCUCGGAUCAUUGGCAUGUCAAUACGCAAAGGCGAUGGGUCUUGAAAUUAUUGCCAUUGACGGCGGUGAGGAUAAGAGGGCAAUGACUGCCAGUCUUGGUGCCAAGCACUUCGUGGACUUUAUGGCAAGCAAGGACGUUGUUAGUGACGUCAAGGCUGCCACUGAGGAUGGCCUUGGGCCCCACGCAGCCAUUGUGGUCGCUGCGAGUGAGAAGCCAUUCCAACAGGCUGCUGAUUAUGUUCGGCCCCGUGGCUCAGUUGUUGCCAUCGGUCUUCCUUCCGGCGCCUACCUUCGAGCACCAGUCUUCGACACUGUUAUCAAGAUGAUCACCAUUAAGGGUUCCUAUGUGGGUAACAGAAAAGACUCUGCAGAGGCCAUCGAAUUCUUUAGACGUGGAUUAAUUAACGCCCCAUAUAAGACUUGUGGCUUGAGCGAACUGCAGAAAGUGUAUGAUUUGAUGCAGCAGGGCAAUAUUGCAGGGCGCUACGUGGUUGACACUUCUAAGUAGAAACUCUGGGGAGCGGAAUUUCCAAUAUUUAUGAAAGAAACAUUAUUACCACGUUAUCUCACUGCCGGGGGAGGUGUGGAUUUUGGUUUGAGGACCUGCCGAUUGAUUAAACGAUAGAAUCCGGGAGCCGAGGUAUGCCUGGGCCUUCUGACAAAAUUAGCGAUGCUGUUCUAGACGUGGCAGCGGGGCCUAGGUUAUGGACUGUGCCACCCCUAAAAAACGUGGGGGGGGAAGUGGAGGGCACCCUUCCCAUUGCUUGGCACCUAGCAAUGCCAGGCAACGCUAUCGAUACCCGCAGGGCUGGGCUUAGGUGGCAGAGGCAACCACACAGAUAUAGAUUCAGAACUAGCAUGUUAAACGCCGUGUCUAGCCUAGGCUCCAUCUUAACGAUCUCCUCCAGGUUCCCCUCAGUGGCGCUACGCAGCCCCACAUUGCCACUAUCCCGCCAGUUCAUGGAGUCAGUAGAAACUCAGCUCUUCGGAAUGCUUUUGCUCAGUCACCCAUGCUUAGGUUGUAUAAACGGGUGAUAUUCGUGAUGUGCUGAAUUAUUUCGAUCUUUAGGACGAUCUUCAAGACGAUCUUCAAGACGAUCUAGUAGUGGUAGCAGCAACUUCCAAUUUGUCCCGUCGCUCGGGGAAUUGCACCUGUUCAGUCUAACUUACGGG
Messenger RNA from Pseudogymnoascus verrucosus, 2203 nucleotides. Its product is annotated as Alcohol dehydrogenase. The record is from RefSeq and is a predicted model, not a curated record. Bases 465 to 1538 code for a protein of 357 amino acids. NCBI's taxonomy places the organism in Eukaryota, Fungi, Ascomycota, Leotiomycetes, Thelebolales, Thelebolaceae. Gene Ontology annotation, molecular function: zinc ion binding; oxidoreductase activity. The transcript is spliced from 4 exons.